AUGGAAGAAGAUGAAACUGUUGAAACUAUAUUUUCAAGGUUUCAAAUUCUGGUGGCUGGUCUUAAAGUUCUGGAUAAAGGAUACUCCACUGCUGAUCAUGUAAAGAAAAUCAUCAGAAGUUUACCAAAGAAGUGGAGACCAAUGGUCACAACUUUGAAGCUUGCAAAAGAUCUGAAUGCUAUAUCUCUUGAAGAACUUAUCAGCUCCUUGAGGAGUCAUGAGAUAGAACUAGAAGAAGAUGAACCCCAGAAGAAAGGUAAAUCUCUCGCCCUUAAAUCUAAAAGUAAAUUUAAAACUCACGCUUUUCAGGUAGAAGAAGAAAGCUCUGGAGGUUCCUCAUCAGAAGAAGGCGAACUAUCUCUCAUAUCCAAAAGAGUCCAACAACUCUGGAAGCACAGACAAAGAAAGCCCAGAAAUCAUAGAAGAUCUGACGAUUACUCUGAAUCACCUUUUGGACACAGAAAGUAUAGAAACAAGGAAGUUAUUUGUUAUGAAUGCAAUGAACCUGGUCACUACAAAAGCGACUGCGCGAAACUACAAAGGGAAAAUCCAAAGAAGAACUCUAACAAAGAAAAGAAGAAAAGUAUUAUGGCUAUUUGGGACGAUUCAGAAUCUUCUAAAGCAGAAUCAGAAGAUGAGCGUGCCAACAUUGCCUUGAUGGCACACACGUCAAGUAAUGCCAACUCAUCUGAAUUUGAAUCAGAAGUAGAAGAGGUAUUCUCUAAAGUUUCUAGAUCUCAUUUGGAACAAUGUUUAUCAAAAAUUCUUGAAAAAUAUCAAAAACUUCGAAUCAAAUACAAAAACCUGAAACAUGGUCAAGUAUCUGAUUCUGAAGAUUCAAAAAGGCUUAAAGCAGAAAAUUUUGAGUUAAAAGAACACCUUUUCAAACUUAAAAAUGAAAACUCGGUUAUCAAAUAUAAGCUACAACUAACUCGGAAAGAAUGUGACUCAAAAGCUUCUGUAUGUUCUGAUAAUGUUAUUAGAAAAUAUGACCAUAGUUUUCAAAAAUUUCUAGCUAACAGUAUAGAUCGAAGCAAGAUGGCUUUAAUGAUAUAUGUAGUUAGUGGAAAUACUAGAAAAGGUAUAGGGUAUGUGAAACCUAAAGGAAAAUGA
Messenger RNA from Vicia villosa (hairy vetch), 1113 nucleotides. RefSeq lists its product as uncharacterized. NCBI's taxonomy places the organism in Eukaryota, Viridiplantae, Streptophyta, Magnoliopsida, Fabales, Fabaceae. The transcript has a single exon. Gene Ontology annotation, molecular function: zinc ion binding; nucleic acid binding. The record is from RefSeq and is a predicted model, not a curated record. The coding region runs from base 1 to 1113 and encodes 370 amino acids.